UUAAUUUCAACCUUAAUUGUUUCUUGAUAAAAUAUUCUUAAAUAUUGUUUCUUCUUUGUUUUCUCUAUUUUUCAUUUCCUUCUUCAUUGUGAUUAUUGUUUAUUCUAAUUGUUUUCUUUGUUAUUAUGCAUAAUAAAUAAAAUUACAAGAAGAAAAAGAUAUAUAAGAAAAUGAGAGAAAUUAUAAGCAUUCAUAUUGGACAAGCUGGAAUUCAGGUUGGUAAUUCAUGUUGGGAGUUAUAUUGUCUUGAACAUGGCAUUCAACCUGAUGGAACAAUGCCCAGUGAUGCCUCUAAUGAGACAACACAUGAUGAUGCAUUUAACACAUUCUUUAGUGAAAUUGGAACUGGCCAAUAUGUUCCAAGGGCUUUACUUGUUGAUCUAGAGCCUACUGUUAUUGAUGAAAUUAGAACCGGUUCUUAUCGACAACUCUUUCAUCCAGAACAAUUAAUUUCUGGAAAAGAAGAUGCUGCCAAUAAUUUUGCAAGAGGACAUUAUACAGUUGGAAAACAAGUUGAAGAACUAUGCCUCGACCGCAUUCGAAAACUUGCAGACAAUUGCACUGGAUUGCAAGGAUUCUUGGUUUUCAAUGCUGUUGGUGGUGGAACUGGUUCUGGUUUGGGAUCAUUACUUCUUGAGAGAUUGUCUGUAGAUUAUGGAAAAAAGUCAAAACUUGGCUUCAUCAUUUAUCCUUCUCCUCAGGUAUCAACUGCAGUUGUUGAACCAUACAAUACUGUCCUUUCAAACCAUUCACACAUUGAACAUAGUGAUGUAGUUGUUCUUCUAGACAAUGAAGCAAUAUAUGACAUCUGCAGAAGAUCAUUAGACAUAGAAAGACCAACAUACACUAACUUAAACCGAUUAAUAUCGCAAAGUAUAUCGUCUUUAACAACUUCAUUGAGAUUCGAUGGCGCAAUGAACGUUGAUAUUUCUGAAUUCCAAACUAAUUUAGUUCCAUAUCCUCGAAUCCAUUUCAUGCUUUCAUCUUAUGCACCUGUUAUAUCAUCUGCCAAGGCUUUUCAUGAACAGUUAUCAGUUCCUGAGAUCACUAGAGCUGUUUUUGAGCCUUCUAGUAUGAUGGUUAAGUGUGAUCCAAGACAUGGGAAGUAUAUGGCUUGUUGUUUGAUGUAUCGUGGCGAUAUCGUUCCGAAAGAUGUUAAUCUUGCUGUUUCAAGUAUCAAGACUAAGAGGACAGUUCAAUUUGUUGACUGGUGUCCAACUGGAUUCAAGUGUGGAAUAAACUACCAACCACCAACAGUUGUACCAGGAGGCGAUCUAGCAAAGGUGAGGAGAGCAGUUUGUAUGAUAAGCAACAACACAGCUGUAUCUGAGGUAUUUUCAAGAAUUGAUCACAAAUUUGAUCUCAUGUAUGCAAAAAGAGCAUUUGUUCAUUGGUAUGUGAGUGAAGGAAUGGAAGAAGGUGAAUUCUCAGAAGCUAGGGAGAAUCUUGCUGCUCUUGAAAAGGAUUAUGAUGAAGUUGGUGAGGAUGGUGUAGAUGAAGGUGUAGAAGAUUAUUGAAAAGGAUUAAUGUAUUUAUUUAUUAUCAUCAACUUUAUAUGUAUCUAUAUUUCUAUAUGUUGUAUUGAUGUGUCAUGUAUGUAUUUUCUCAUGAUUGUUUCAAAUUUAAAAAGUAUGAAAGAAUUGUUGUGUUUGUAAUUCAUGUAUAAAAAUGAAAGUAGUGUAAUUGUUAUUUUUCCA
Molecule: messenger RNA, 1697 nt
Organism: Cicer arietinum (chickpea)
Lineage: Eukaryota; Viridiplantae; Streptophyta; Magnoliopsida; Fabales; Fabaceae
Product: tubulin alpha-3 chain-like
Biological process (GO): microtubule-based process
Cellular component (GO): microtubule
Molecular function (GO): structural constituent of cytoskeleton; GTP binding
Source: RefSeq, a predicted model, not a curated record